Molecule: messenger RNA, 3140 nt
Organism: Drosophila biarmipes
Lineage: Eukaryota; Metazoa; Arthropoda; Insecta; Diptera; Drosophilidae
Product: lipopolysaccharide-induced tumor necrosis factor-alpha factor homolog
Exons: 3
Coding region: 1891-2463 (190 amino acids)
Molecular function (GO): zinc ion binding
Source: RefSeq, a predicted model, not a curated record
CACGACUGCUGCUCUUCCGUUCGGCAGCUGUGAGCGGUGGAAACCUUUUUGGCGCUAAUUGCAAUUACAGAAAUAUUAUUUGCACACAUUUCCAGCCAAAGUCGCAAUCAGUGCGAAGGAGACGGGGCGAGUGGGUGCCGGAGGGAGAUGGCUACAUGCGUGUAUGUACUAUUUCCUUGAAGGAAAAGCCAGCAGUUUAGUCCCAGGAUUUUGUACCUCCAGCUUCAUAAAGAAGACUACCGGGAUACUGGGACUUUGUAAUCCUUAUAAAAAGCAGGAAUACUUUUUUAAAGGAGCUGCCUUAAAGCUUGACCCGUUUCCCCCACGUUGCCCCAUUUUUUCCACCCUCGACUGACCUUCAGAAUGCGGGAAUACAUAAAUGGGCGAAAAGGACAGCAAGGGCAGAAUCCGUAAUGGAAUGCGAGCCCAUCACCGGAUUGUUGGCCCGUCUCAUCCAUUUAUUUGCUUAUCCCAGUCAGCACCUGAUGCCCACUCGCCCACUCGCCCCCGUCCCUGUCAAUUCCAAUUGCAGUUGCCAUUCACAAUUGUCGGGCAUGUCGGCCGAUAAGCCCACUCCCCACGGCACGCCGCCCCUUAACCCCUUUUGGCCCCCUUAACCCCCGCCGGCGGGCAAUAAAUCAAACAUCAAAGCGACGAGCCAACUUGAAAUGGACUGCAAAUUUAUGCAGCGACAGCUCUCAGCGCCCGAUCCCAGAACCCGAUCCCCAUUUCAGUGGCACCUGGCGGAAGAGCAGGAGUGGACAAAUCACAGGCCCCGAGCAUCCUGGAAUUUAAAAACCGAAUUCACAGAGUUAGAAAACACUUUUAAACAAGUUAUGAAUUUAAAAAUCAAAGUUUGGCGGGAGUUUAGAGGGAAUGAUAUUUAAGCAUAAGCAAUGGGUGGAAAAUCGUAGCAUCCAAGUAAGAACAAUUGUAAAGCCCAAAAAAUAUUUCAAACUAGGAAAAAUAUAAUUGGUAAAUACCAGAUUUGUUAAUAUUUGAAUUAUUACUUGCACUUUAUCCAACAUUUUUAAGGGGCUGCGUUUCAGCUAAUCGAGAUAUGUCAGCUGCCACAUGCAAAUGAGAUUUUUCAUUAUAAUGUCGCCUCUGUUUAGUUUAUUUGCGCCUGCAUACGAUUUAUACAUGCAUGCGAUGAAGUUGAUUAAAUGCAAAGUGGCAAACGGAAUUUCAUUCCCGUUUUCCUGCCACCCCAGCCCACGUUGAAAAAUAUUGAAAAACUUGGAGGAAAACAAAAAACAAUCUGGGGAUCGCAAACACAAACACGGUGGAGGCAAGUGAAGGGGCGGAAGAACAACACUAGGAGAUUUUGGAGUUAACUCAUAACUGGGUGUGUGGAAAAUUACAUUUGCAUUGAUAAUGGAAAAGGCUAUGCAACUUGUCAAGAAAAUGUAAUACUAUUUAUUAAGUUUUAUACUAGGUUAAAAGGCUAAGCUAAAAACGAAAGUAACUGCAUUCAAUAUAUUGUAAAAUUAAAAAAGAGAAAUUAUACUUUUAACGAAUUUUUGACUAUUUCUUAGCACAAUAUAUUUUAGUUAUUAAAAUCAAUAUUAGACUUUACAACUAAAAAUUCGCUAUACCCAGUAAUAUUUACGUUUUUUCGGCAGUGCAGGCGGUCAGCUGCACAUAUUGAAAAAGUUAUGAACAGGAAAUGAAACGGAAGCUGACAAUAUUCUCCAACGACGACGACGAUGGUGACUGGACCUUUUCCAUUCCAGCUUUCUAUUGGUGACUGCCGACAUCGCUGGCAGUUGCUUAAUUGGCCCGGAAUGUUUGCUUAUCAACAACUGUUUUUCGCAGGGCUUUAAAGGCCUGCCUUUCGGAAAAUAAAAGCCCCCGAGGGGCCCGAUCGGCCAGUUAGAAGGGUUUGCCAUGGCCGAGGAGAAGCACCGCAUGUUGUACCAGGGUCAGGACGCCAGUCAGGUGACUCAUCAGAAACAGCGACCCAUGUCCUUGUCGCCCUCGGAACCGCCCACCUACGACGAUGCCAUGAAUGAGGCCAUGUCUUCCGCCUUGGCCAACUUUGGCUACUCCGCCGACCGCCGGAGAACCUUCUUUGCGGAGCCGCAACAUCUGAGGAAUGGCCUGGAGGGGAUGCCUCAAGUGGUGGAUGAAGACGGGGAUAGUCCUCCAUUGCAGCAGGGACCGCCACCGCCUCCUGUGCGAGAUUUUUUCACCUCGACCCCUCAACCCAAGUUGGGUAACAAGCCGGUGGAGAUGGUGUGUCCCGCUUGUGGUCAACGGGCACUCACGCGCUUGAGAAGGUCGCCCAACGCCAGCACCCACAUUUGGUCCCUCUGGAUGUGCGCUUUUGGUUGGUGCUGCUGCGCCUGCUUGUGUCCCUAUUUGUGGAACUGCUGCCGGACGACGAACCAUUACUGCUCCUCCUGCGAGAUCUUCCUGGGCGCGCAUUAUCCUGCCGGCUGCUGCUGCUGCCGGCUGUAGCCGGAAAUAUACUGCAGGAUCGCAGCCGGAAUCCGGCCGCUAAUUGUGAAAGUUUUCCGUGUGUGUGAAUAAGGCUGAGUGGGCGGCACGCCUCCGACCACAAGGACUCCUCGGGGCUUAUUCGCUUGUAAUGAGUAACAGAGCCAACGCGGCCGGAAAUUGGGCGCCGUCAAAUCGAAUUGCCUACUAAGUCCAUCGUCCGUCGUCCAACGUCCUUCGUUUUCAAUCCCAAUAGCCAAGCCCCGCCAACGCCCGUCUACCCCGCCCGUCUACCCCCGCCCAAAUGAUGCAUAACUGGCCUAAACAAAUUGCCUCAUCAUCACUACGGCUCGCACAUCCUGCCACCGAGAGCGAGUUGUUGUCGAUGCUGCUCGUUAUUGAUACCCUGCAAAAGCGGAGAGCACCCGGUUCUUGAAAAGGUCUUAGAAUUGUUUAUAAUAUUAGAACAUAUAUACCACACGCGUAACUUAAUUUAGCAAAUGUUUAAAAAUAAUUUUAAAUUGUUUUAACAGAUCCCUAUUGGGUCUUUCUAUCAUUACAAAACACCCUAAAAAGCUGUAUUACAUUAUGCAAUUAUGAUUGACAGUGACAGUCAAAUUAUAAAUUAAUCCCUUAAAAAAAGUCUCCAAAAGUAGGCUUUAUUUUAAAGAACGGCGUUGUCUGCACUCUCAAAAUAA